Blepharisma stoltei is the source of this 7917-nucleotide messenger RNA. The record is from the annotation of a GenBank genome assembly. NCBI's taxonomy places the organism in Eukaryota, Ciliophora, Heterotrichea, Heterotrichida, Blepharismidae.
AUGCACAACCUCCACAACUUAAAUAUUAACCCAAAAGACAAGCCGAAAGACGUCAGAACAAUCCACCUGCUGAACAGCAAUUUCUCAAAGCAUUGAUCUCGAAAUAACGAAAUAACCACAGCCCGUUAUAAUUUUUGAAAUUUUAUCCCUAAAAAUGUUUUUGAGCAAUUUCACCAGCUCUGGUACUCUUGGUUUUUGCUUAUUCUGAUCCUAGAUUUGACCUAUUCAAGCUCUAUUGAGAAAUCAUUUACAGAUGUGUUUCCUUUUUGCAUAAUUCUUCUAAUAAGAAUCAGUUCAGACGGAUUUCAUGACUUGCGAAGGCAUAAGUUUGAUAAUGAAAUAAAUAACCGAGAAUUCAAAGUUUUGACAAAUGAUGGCGAAAUUAUUAAUUUCCCUAGUAAUUAUUUUAUUGAUUAUAAAACAGAAUGGCAAAUCUAAUUUAAUUUUAAAAAUUAUUUUUAAAAGAUUCAAGCUAUUUAAAAUUAAAUAUAUCUAAAUGGAAUUAAUAAGAAAUUUGCUGAUUAGCAUUUAUCCUAUUUUAAUUAGAUUAGAAUAGAUUUAAGCUAGUAUUUGUAGUCCCACUUCUGAGCAUCAUGCGCUUCAAGGUCAACUUAAGCCAGCGCCGAAACCCCCGGUUUCUCGGCAGAUGCAUUUCACUCCAUGGUCUAGUCUUGCGAACUUAUUUCCAACCAAGCAAUCAGCUUACCCAACCUUGCUUUGCUCAGGCCAGAUCGCCCCUUUCACGGGAUCCUUUUUGACAGGAGAGACUUUAGCCUUUGAGUCUUGUCUAGCCUUUCUUCCCUUUCUACCUUGUUUAUCCCAGAGGAAAAAACUCAACCUCCUACAAGAUGUGAGACAGGACACGAAGCAGUCUAAGCACCCAGCCCGAGCCUGGAUGCUGCUUAAAAAAAUACCAUUCGAGCCAAGCUAUCAGCCAUAAUAGUGGUGGCUGGCUGACCACAAGCUUUACUCCAAUACCAAGUUUUUGCCUAAGUGGAGAUGGGUUCGGAAGUUGGAAAGGGGUUUCCCAACAAAGUCAAUAGCAUUUGUCUGACCAAAUCGGAACUAUUCCCUAGCGUGAAACCGAUAGUUACGCACUGGGCUACGGAUUUCCAUCAUGAUAAGGGUCGACCAGAAAAUUCAAAGCUUUUUGAAUUUUAAUGGCGGACAAUCCUGUUGACGUGCGGCACGGCGACGCGACUCACUCCAUUAUCUGGAUGCGAAUGCAUGCCCUCGUCCGGGAGGAGCAACCUUUGACAGCUCAUGUACGAACUGGCGAGCAGGCGAAGGGAGCGUUACGAAUAGAUAUUGUCAUCAAAAAUUAGAUGAGCCCCCUCAAUAAGUCUUUAUAACGAUAACGGCUUUUAUAGGCAAAAGAAGGUAAGAAAAAUAAAAACAUCUGUGUAGGUGAUGUUAUAGUUCUUCAUAAGGACCAAAAAGCACCUGCAGAUAUGAUAGUUAUUUGUACUUGGGAAAAUAAGACCAAGUUCUAUGUAGAUGUUACAGAUAUAAUAGGAGAAGUCCAAUAUGAUCCAAAAAAACCUGCAAGGGAAACAAAAAUAAUACUGAAGUCCCUUGAUUUGUGCGAAAUUGUGAGUGAAUUAAAUAAACUUAAUGUUGUGAUUAAGGUUCCAGAGAGUCCAAGCUUUAAGUUUUGGGGUUCUAUUAGAUUGAGGACUGGUCCAAAACCUACUUCGUUAACUCUCCCCACUUUAAAUUGGAACAAAAUAUACGUAAAAAUUCCAUUUUUCGACACUUUAACUUCCUUUAAAUUGGAAAAAAAAAUUUUUUAAAUUGUGAAGUUUUAAAGGUGAAAAUACUAAUUCUUAUAAAAUUGGUUUUUAAGCAGAAUCAAACAUCUUUCACAAUGUAUCGAUUAAUUUUUUAACUAAUUGUUAACUUAUAUUUGUUUAAUUUUAAAAAUAUUUUUUUAAAGAAAAAUUUAAUAUAAAAUUUUAUUAAAAAAUAAUGAAUCCCCCUUUAAAUUUUAGCAUAUAUUAUUUCCAAUUUAAAGCAGGGGUAAGCGAAAUGAAUUAUAUUAAAAGUGGCUCCAAAAUACUGGAAAUUGAAUGAGUUAUCGGAGUAGUUGUUUACACACACAGAGAAAUAAAGAAAUUCAAGCGAAGAUAUGCCCAUCUGUCCCUUUUAGAAAAAAAAUUAAACAAAAUGGUUAUUAUUGUCGCGAUUCUUGCAUCAAUCAUGAUAGUAGUUUCAGUGAUACUCAAUAUUUUUGUGUAUGGCUUAAAAUUUGGAGACAACACUUGAAGCUUAGUUAUAAGCACAAUUUUUUUAUUCCGAAGGCUAACUCCUCCAUCUUUACUUAUAUCUAUAAAGUUUAUCCAGCUUUAUUUUACCCAUGGCGUAGCAAAAAAAAUCCCAGGGGUAAAGUUCAACUCUUUAAAAGUGAGUGAAGAGCUAGGCCAAGUCGAGUAUAUUCUUACAGAUAAAACUGGAACUUUGACAUCUAAUGAAGUCGAGCUACCUAUUUGUAUUAUGGAUGGCGAAACUUAUCUUAGAGACAGGCCAAUGUAUGAGACUGAAGCAUCCCCUCAUAAUAAUGCAGAGACGGAGAGAGAAAUGUUCAUUGAUUAUGAUUGUAAAAGUUUUUUUGAUCUUAGAAGAGAGCUUAUGUCAUAUAAAACUGAUUAUCCACUUGCUUAUUAUUUCGUGAUGUGCAUGGGCGUGUGCCAUCAGUCGUGAACAACUGGACAAAUGUGCUGCAACACCUGAUCGAUGGAGGACAAAGCCAUGGUUGACACGAGCAGCAGUCUUGGCCUAGAUGUUGUCACAGCGACCAAAGAAAAAGCGACUUUGACCCUUUUUAAUCAAGAAAUCAUCCUAGAUAUACUUACAUUAAAAGGCUACUCUGAAAACAUACAAAAAUCCAGAAUAAUCGUAAAAGAUAACUUCAAAGGUGAAAUAAUCUUAUACGUCAAAGGAACCAAAGCAGAAAUGCUGAGAUCUUUUAACGUCUCUAAGAAGUUCAGGCACUAUAUAGAGUUAAAUGGAUACGAGACUCAGCUGUCUGGGAAAAAAACUGUAUUUUUAGGAUAUCGCAUUUUAAAUGAGUCAGAGCUCGAAGAUUUUGUAUAUGAAUAUAAUAUUGCUAAAAUUUCGCCUGUGAAUAGCGAUGGAAAGAUAGAAGACAUAUUUUUUAAGCUUGAAAGUGGGCUCAAUUUUUUAGGAAUUUUAGGCCUUGAGGAUAAAGUCCUAGAGGAUACAAAAGAAACAGUAUGAGCCCUUAAAAAUGCUGGGAUAAAGUUCUGGAUGGUAAGCGGAGACAGUGAAGAUAAUUCAUUAUGUGCAGGCGUUGCUUCUAGAAUUUUUGACCCUGAUUUAAGAGUGGAGAGGUUGUCAGAUUUCUCUUCAGAAUUAGACUGUAAGCUGGGGAUGAUUAGUCAAAUCAGAAAGAACUUUCUGACGGCUCAAGUCCACGUUGAAGAGAACAAUUAUAAGACAGACCACUGCCAGAUUUCACCUGACGACAGCUUUGCAAGUAUGUCCAACGAUAAAAUGGAUUCAAAACACAGCACACAUUCAACCCAACUGACAGUUCUUCCAAGCGAAAGAAAACACAGAAUACCAAUUGUUGCUCAAAUUGCCCCUGAAAACUUGGAAACUCCUAUUUUUAGCCUGCCGAUCUAUGAUAUCACAGGCUUCACCCUAUCUGUAGAUAGAAGUGGCUUAGAGUUUGGGCUUUGUUCAGAAGAGAACAGAAAAUAUUUCGCAGUCUUGCUCUGCGCGGCUCAAAGUGUUUGCUUUCAUUCAUUUCUCCCCAGAGAUAAAACCAAGAUCGCAAAAUUUUUGAGACACAAUUUUUCUUAUAACCCAAUUUUUUUAGCGAUUGGAGAUAGUCAGUGCGAUGUAGGAAUGAUUCAAAAGGCUCAUGUAGGGGUUGGAAUUACUGGAACAAGGACAGCCUAUUCUGGGCAUAUAUCUAUAGCAAAAUUCUCGCUUUUGAAAGAACUAUUGCUGUGCCAUGGUCACUGGUUCUAUAUCCGUGCAUCGAAAAUGGUCCUUAUGAUAUUUUUUGCUAACUUCUUACUUGGGUGAAUAAUGUUUUGAUAUACCACUACAGGCCAUUCCUAUUCCUACCAGCUUUUUGGGGAAUAUUUAAUUGCCUGCUAUCUGUUUGUCUUUACGCUGAUCCCAGCAUUGGCAGUUGGGAUGUGGGAUAAAGACUUAAAUAGAGAGCAGAUAUCAUUAUAUCCUCAAGUAUAUAGCACUCUUUUACAUAAUACACUACUUUCUACGUCUCAGUUUAUUUCAAUUCUUGCACUUGCACUCGUUCAUUCAUUUGUGAUUUUUUUUGCAAUUUAUUGUUUUGAAAUUAUUAAUGAUAACGGAUCUACCUUGAACCUUUCAACUCUGGAAUGGGCAAUCUAUAUAGCGAUGACUUCAACAGCUGCAGUAAUUAUUUUCAUAGAAAGUGCUUCCUUCAAUUUGUGGACUAUUAUUUCUCAUUUUAUAGCAAUUAUAUUGCUAGCAGCUUUUAUCAAUAUAGCUUCAAUCUUUAUGGAGGAAAUGUAUGGGAAUAUGGAAGAGUUCAAUGAGUCAUUUUUGCUUAUUUUGUUCGUUAUUAUGGGGCAGCUAGCUGUUGUGAUGAUUUCAUAUGGAAUCAAGUCUUGAACUUCACUGUUCAUCCCAAGCUUAGCUGAUUUUGCUAACAUGACUAAGAGCAAGCUUAUUGUUAGAGUCAAAUCAAAAAUUGAGGCUUUCCAGAACAACUUGCAGGCUAUUUAUAAAAAGACUAAAAACUUUAAGGAAAGCCAAACAAGUUUCGAUAUCAAUGCACUGACCUUGAAAUUUACAUCUAAAAGUAGAGAGGCUCAAUAUAUGGAAGAAAUCAAAGCCAGCAAUAUGAAGUCAUAUAGACUUCUCAUGCUUUCAUUAUACUUGCUGUUCAUUGAUUUUUUUGUUGAUUCAUACUUCACUGUAUCAAACCCUGAUGAGUAUUUUCCAUUUAUGAUAAGCAUUGUCUCUGUUUACAGUAUUUUGAUAAUCACCAUUUUUACCAAAUAUUUCCAACAGCAUUUGGAGACACUGAUAUUUUUCACCAGGCUAUUCAACACUGUGAUCGUAAUUAUUGCAAAACUAGUUUAUGCGACUUUUGACCCAAUAAUUUAUACAAAUUGGCCUCCGCUCUUCUUAAUAGGAACCAGCCUUCUGUGAAUCGAAAUGUUAUCAGCAACAAUCCUUUGCUCAAUAAUCACAACAACAAUAGUCACCUAUGACUUUUUCUAUGAAUUGGAUUUUUCUGAUGCUGUAGUGGCUAGCUUAGAAUUCUUUAUUCUCUAUGCUUCACUUAUCGUUAUAGCAUCUCUUAUUGGCUACGUAAUUGAAAAAUGAAAUAGAAAGCGUUAUAUCCUAUUAAAAAGGGUCGAAAUUGAAGUGGAAAAAUCCAUGCAAGUUCUCAAUGUUGUUCUGCCAUCUUUUGUAAGAAAAAGAGUCAAAGAUGGCUGCAGGUAUAUCGCAGAAGACCAAGGAGUUGUGACUGUCCUGUUUUGUGAAAUUUGUGACUUUGAACGAAUAGUUUCUGAUUACCCACAUACAGAAUUAUCAUAUUUUAUUGACGAUAUUUUUAAAAAAUUUGAUACGGUGUGUGAGUCUACUGGGAUGACAAAAAUUGAAACUGUAGGGAAAGUUUAUAUGGCUUGUGGAGGGCUGAAUGACAGCGAUGCUGAAAUUUCUCAAGUGUUCAGAGAGGUUUCUCAUACAAGACGAGCAAUAGAAAUGGGGCUUGGACUCAUUAGCGCUGCUAAGAAAGUAAGGUUGAGGAAAGAAAAGCAGCUACAGGUCAGGGUUGGAAUACAUACAGGGCCAGUUGUGGCUGGAGUUGUAGGUUUUCAUAAGCCCCAGUUUUCCCUUGUAGGCGAUACAGUAAACACAGCCAGCAGAAUGGCCUCAACCAUAAUAGAUCCUGACCGUGUCCAAAUUUCGAAGUCUACUUAUCAUCAUCUGGAAGAAAGAGAUGGCCUUCAUUUCACAAAACAAACCAUCGACGUCAAAGGAAAAGGUGAAAUGAAAACUUACUAUGUGAAACCUGGAGAAAUACUGCGCUGCAAAGCAAGAAGCACCACAAAAAAUAUGUUUACAAGCCCAAUAAAGAAAGUAAGUAGUGGCUUCCAAAAUCCUUAUAAUGUUAAAAGAAGCUCCAGCGAUUUUAAAUCUUUUACCCCGCUGAGCGCUAAAAAGACAUCUACAGUUGCGCCUGAGCUGAUGGAAGUUAUGGAUGCGACAGACCUUUUUGGCAAAACUGAAGCCAAAGUGUUUGAGCCUAUAAAAAUCUUUACUUCAAUAUUUUAUGAAGAUGAGAAGGAAAAAGAAAUAAGGAUGCAGAUGCUUGAAAGCAAUAAAUCGAUUUUGUUUUAUGGGCUGCUUUGCUUUGUUCUGUGCAAUUUAUCUAUGGCUGGGAUUCAAGCGAUUCACACAAUGUGGUUUGGAGAUGAAAGCUUUAAGGCCUUCCUUGAUUUUUUCUUUUAUAUUGCUGACUCCCCCCCCUCCGUGAGUGAGCAAAACCAUUAGAAAAAUCGCUAUUUUUUGCCCAAAAACCCACCCUCCGUGAGUGAACAAAAAUUUUUUAAUACAAAAAAUUUUUAUGGAAAAAAAUUUUGAUAUAUAAAUGAUAAUUAGUAUAAUGAAAUCUAGAGCUAAUUCUGUUUAAUUUUGAACGAAUUGCUUUUUAAAACAUAAAUUUUAUAAAUUAAAUUAAUAUUUGCUUUCCAAUUUUUGCGAAUUAGAUUUUUUUAAAUUUCGAAAAAAAAUAUUUUUUAUAAAAUUUAUAUAUAAAUUUUUUAAAAAAAAAAAAUUAACCCCCCUCCGUGAGUGAACAAAAUUUUUUUUUCACUCACGGAGGGGGGGAGUGAGGCUUUUGCUUAUGGGAUACUGCUGGUGUUUUUAAAAAUAAAUUACCGCAACAAGCUAUUUGCUUGAUGUCUAGAAGUCUGUUACCUUUUGUCUAUCUCCUACAGCAUAAUCACCAAUCUUGUCCUGAACAAUCCUAACUUAGAAAUUAUAAACGAGACAUACAUCCUUUUUAUGAUUUUGGUUUCAAGCCAGUGCUCCUUCACCUUUUUCAAGAACACUUUUCUCUUCUCAAUCUGCAUUUCAAUAUUCUACGUUAUCUCAUUAGUCAUUAUUGAUAUAAACUACUUAAGACAUCACAUUUUAUUUUCUGUGUUUUUUGUGGUUAUUGUGAUAUCCACAACUUAUCUAAGAGAAAAGGACUUGAGAGUAUUUUAUGCGCUAGAAGAGUAUGCAAGUUCGGAGCUGAAGAAGACAGAAGACUUGCUAACGCAAAUGAUGCCGCCUCAUGUGUAUCACAAUUUGAAAGAAGAAGUCGCUAACACAGAUACAUUUACUGAGGUCACGAUUCUAUAUGCUGAUAUUGUAGGGUUUACUGCUUGGUCUUCAGACCACAAUGCUUCUGAAGUUGUGGGGAUGCUUUCAGAACUUUACACAAGAUUUGAUAAAAAAUGUGUUGAAAAUAACGUCUAUAAAGUCCAUACAAUUGGAGACUGCUACGUAGCAAUUGGACUUAUGGGAAAUGAUAACAGAGACCCAGCGAACGAAUGCUUAAAUAUAGUAAAUUUUGCGUACUCUCUACAGGAAAUCAUUGGAGUCGUUAAUGAAGAACUCUUUUUAAAUCUCAGCAUGAGAAUAGGAAUCCACACAGGAAAAAUAAUUGGCGGAAUCGCUGGGACAAAUAUAGUGAGGUACGAUAUUUAUGGAGACGAUGUUUCAGUUGCAAAUAAGAUGGAGAGCCAUGGAGUUGGUGGAUCUAUCAACGUAAGUGAAGUUACCAAAAAUAUUAUCGAAAAAUAUAAGCCUGGAAUGUUUAAUUUUACGUUCAACAAAGAAAUCGAAAUUGAUGCUAUCAAAAGAAAUGUUAAAUCAUAUUUUAUUAAUUUUAAAUAA